GCGCCCGAUACCUACAGAGACCACCUUCAGCUACACAGGGACAAGGAGCAGGGCAAACGCUACCCUUGCACCCACACUGGCUGGUGAGUGAGCUGCAUUCGAGGAUGGUGAGAAAGACUUUGAAUCAGCUCACCCCCUUUUGCCUAAUCUAUCCGCCGCAGCGGCAAGGACUUCCCUUCCAAACGUGGACUGCGACAGCACGAGCAGAUCCAUGUGAGGGAGAAGGAAGGGUCAGGCUCCCGUGCGACGAGUGCGGUCAGACUUUCGUCAGCCAGACGACCCUGGACCAGCACAAAGCGCUGCACGCGGAGCGCAAGGCGGGCAAGACAUACCCCUGCACACGGCCUGGCUGCGGGAAAGUCUGCACCACGAGGGCGUUGUGGAAGGCGCACGAGAAGGUCCAUGACAAGGAGACCUUCUCUUGCCCUCGGGACUGCGGCUCCGUCUUCACCGUCAAAUCGGCUCGAGACAGGCACGUCUUGCACCAGCACGAGGGCAAGGAGAAGACGUUGCGCUGCACUCGCCCCGGCUGCGAAAAGGUCUUCAGCGACCGUACGCGGCUCAAGGAGCAUGAGGCAACGCAUGAGGAGCGUCCGCGCAUUCCCUGCCCGAAGAGUCGCUGCUCAAAGUCGUACGUGAAGCUUCAGGAUGUCAAGAUCCAUUGAAGCAAGAAGCACGCCGACUGUGGGCCUUGGCCAGGGCUGGAGGAGUCGUUGGGCAGCUCUGGCGGGGACGCAGCCGGGACCAGCAGGGUCGCAGGCACCUCAAGCGCGCGGGAUGAGGGCAGCCCAGCCUCAGAGCUCGGUCGCAGCACCAGC
Messenger RNA from Jaminaea rosea, 818 nucleotides. RefSeq lists its product as hypothetical. The record is from RefSeq and is a predicted model, not a curated record. Gene Ontology annotation, cellular component: nucleus. Gene Ontology annotation, biological process: regulation of transcription by RNA polymerase II. The transcript is spliced from 6 exons. Lineage: Eukaryota; Fungi; Basidiomycota; Exobasidiomycetes; Microstromatales. The coding region runs from base 105 to 665 and encodes 186 amino acids.